AUGGCCACUGCAUAUCAAGUUUUAAAGGGAAUCGUCGUUACUGUCGUUUCUUUGGCGGUUUGGUUCUUUAUCUCGACGCAUUUAAAAUUCGAGAUUGAUGUUGUAACGGAGUUGCCUGAUAAAAGUCUCAGCAUUAGUGAGAUUGAGUAUUUGAGGAAAGAACUAAGAAUUCAAACAGAAAACGUCCAGCGACUCGCAAACGGCCAAAGCACUAGUGUUCAAACUGCCCAAUAUCAGAUGCUAGAAAAGCGUUUGUCAGAAGCAUCGAAGCGCCAUUCAGAAACAAAAACGAAACUUACCAAAGUCGAAAAAUCUCUUCAGAAGACGAAAACUUUGGCAAUCGACACACUCGCGGCUUUUGAUGAGUUUUUGGGAACUGAGAAACCGGAUAAAUUCGUCGAAACUUAUGGCGUUGGCGAGUUUGUCAAGUCCAUCAAAUUCGUCUUCAACGAGCUCAGAAAGCACCUGAAGAAUUCGUCUGGAACUAACUUGCUGGUUUCUGACUCGCGUCUUCGAUACAGUGAGGCUCAAGCAAGCUGCAGAGAUAUUGGUGCUCAAUUAGUGACGAUACUGGAUGAAGAGAAAAUGCAAAUUGUUUUAGAUGCCGCUCAACAAGAAAAAUAUGCGUGGGAUACUGGCGAGGAUCUACAGUACUCAUCCUGGGGCGAUGGCCAACCAAACUGGCGAGAUCCUUACGGAAAAGACGGCGAAGAAGAGUGCGUGAUCAUGUGGUCAGAUGGAACUUGGCAUGACUACAAUUGCCGAGUCCGUGCCUAUUUCGUCUGCGAAAUUCCGAUUCACGAGGAAGGCGAUAUUCUCCAAGCUUCGAAAGUUGCUUUUGACGAGAAAAACAAGCAAAUUAUCGACAAGAGCAUUGAUCAACCCAAAUCUCCGGAAGGACCGAAAACUUGGAAAGCGAAACAUCCUAACACGAUUUCUGAGCAACAAGAAAUGGCUAAACAAAAAGGCUCGACGGUAAAAUCCUUCGAGAAACCUCAAAAAUCACAAGCUGGAAGAAUUGAUACCAAGGCAGUUUACGAUGAUAGUCAGAACAAGAAGAAACUGACCGACCCUAAUUACAGAGAUGCUCUUAUUGCGGAAGUAGAAAAGCAACGAAAAGAGCGGGAAGAGUUGAAUGAUAAGAAACAAGUUCAAAAGAAGACUGAAAGGGAAAUGAUAAUUGAAGAUAUUCUCAACUUAGCCGGGAUUAAAAAAGGCAGCUCUAGUGAAAAAAAAAUGAUGGAGGAACUGAAAUUGAUGGACGAUGAAGAGCUAGAAGAAUAUCUCGAGGAUUAUGACGACUAUGACUACGACGAUUACGACUACGAUGAUUACGAAGACGAAGACUAUGAAGACUAUGAAGAUGAAAACUAUCAAUCCGAGCCAUAA
Messenger RNA from Oikopleura dioica, 1389 nucleotides. Lineage: Eukaryota; Metazoa; Chordata; Appendicularia; Copelata; Oikopleuridae. The record is from the annotation of a GenBank genome assembly.